AGCCAAUAAAUGAUGUAUUGAUAACAUCCUCUCUAUGAACUGAUAUGAAUUUCCUCAGAAUACUGCACAUAAAAAAAGAUGGCUGGCUAAUAAAUCCCCUGCUGUUUCCCCGGCUGCUGUCACCCAGUCCGCAUCUGACAAACUCCAGUCCAGGCUUUUGUGACGCCUCUGCCCUGUGUAGUUGCCCGCACACGGCAGCCUGCUCCCGGCCGAAGCACUGGCUGGCUUCUCUUACUGGAAGUCUGCCGUUCAUCGCUUCCUCCUCUACCCGGUGAGAGCGCUCCAAUUCGGCUUCCAAACUUCUCGCCUACGGACGGAGCACAAGCCGUUUACAGAGCCACUAAGCCUCCACUUACACUUUUAUUUUGUUUCCUGCCACAAGAGGUGACUAAAUGUCGCCGGCUCGAUUCGAGCAAAUGUGUUGACGAAACCGGACAAAGCGGCUUUUGGCUAUGGAAGUGCGCCCCUGGAAGAGAGGCACGGCCGGGCUGAGAGUGAGAGGAAGACCUGUCGCUGAGUGAGAACCAGCCCGACUCCCAUGAAGAAGGGCAUGACUCAGAGCCCAAGAUCCUCUCAGGACUCACCAUCAUAUUCUAUCUGACUUUUUUUCUUUUUCUUAUUAUUUUUUUUUCCCCAUUUUGACUUUAUUCCGCCUGGCUUCGCUGCAAGGUGAGAGGAUCCACGAUGACCAUUUCUAAGAGCGUUUGGAUUGGACUUUUUUAGAAGCCAUUUGUCACGACACAAAAACCUGUAAUAGACCACCGACACUUGGCACCAUGUGGAAACUACACACCUUGUGCUGGCUUGUCGCGCUGGCCCAAUUCCACUCCACUGAGGGAUUCAGUCGGGCUGCCCUGCCAUUUGGCUUAGUACGAAGAGAGCUGUCUUGUGAGGGUUACCCCAUCGAUCUGCGCUGUCCAGGAAGUGAUGUCAUAACGAUCGAAAGCGCCAACUAUGGGCGAACAGAUGAUAAGAUCUGCGAUGCUGACCCUUUCCAGAUGGAGAAUAUCAACUGCUAUCUUCCAGAAGCAUACAAGAUCAUGUCACAGAGAUGCAACAAUCGGACCCAGUGUAUUGUGAUUACGGGUUCUGACGUCUUCCCAGACCCUUGUCCAGGAACUUACAAGUAUCUGGAGGUCCAGUAUGAGUGUGUGCCCUACAGUCCAUGCCCAACCAGAAUAGGAGCAAGAACACAGAAUGUGUCCUAUCGCAACUGUCCUGAAGUGGAGCAAAAAGUUUUUCUAUGUCCUGGGACUCUGAAAGCUGUUGGGGAACCCUCCUUUCAAUUUGAAGCAGAGCAACAAGCUGGUGCCUGGUGCAAAGAUCCACUUCAAGCUGCUGACAAGACCUACUUCAUGCCUUGGACUCCUUAUAGGACAGACACUCUUAUUGAAUAUUCUUCCCUGGAUGACUUCCAAAAUGCUCGGCAAACAAUUACCUACAAGUUGCCCCACCGAGUGGAUGGGACUGGAUUUGUGGUUUAUGAUGGUGCUGUGUUUUUCAACAAAGAGCGCACCCGCAACAUAGUCAAGUUUGACCUGCGAACUCGAAUCAAAAGUGGGGAAGCGAUCAUCAACAAUGCCAAUUACCAUGACACGUCACCCUAUAAAUGGGGUGGUAAAACAGACAUUGACCUGGCUGUGGAUGAGAACGGCUUGUGGGUAAUCUACGCAACAGAGCAGAACAAUGGCAUGAUAGUAAUCAGCCAGUUAAAUCCCUACACACUCCGUUUUGAGGCUACGUGGGAGACGGCCUAUGACAAACGAUCUGCCUCCAAUGCCUUCAUGGCCUGCGGAGUACUCUAUGUGGUCCGCUCCACCUAUGAAGACAACGAAAGCGAAGUCAGCAAGAGCAUGAUCGAUUAUAUCUACAACACUAAGCAGAACCGUGGAGAAUAUGUUGAUAUCCACUUUCCCAACCAGUACCAGUACAUUGCAUCUGUGGAUUAUAAUCCGCGAGAUAACCAACUCUAUGUGUGGAAUAAUUUUUACAUCCUGAGAUAUAAUCUGCAGUUCGGGCCACCUGAUCCAGUUUAUGGUCCACCUUUAUCUCAAGCCACCGUAUCCCCCCAGCCUCUGAGAACUACAACCACCACCACAACAACUACAGUGCACCGGGGUGUGGCCAACAACACCACCACCACAACAGGGCCCAAGGAGGGCAGCAAGGGAGCGGCCAGGCCUCCUCCUGCGAUUUUGCAGACUACAUCCCCUCCGCCCCUCGAGUCGUUCCCUUUGCCCGAGCGCUACUGUGAGGCCACCGAGAGAAGAGAGAUCAUGUGGCCUCAGACCCAGCGGGGCAUGCUGGUGGAGCGACCUUGUCCCAAGGGAACGCGAGGCACAGCAUCUUAUUUAUGUGUACGUUCCACUGGGGCCUGGCACCCUAAGGGCCCCGAUCUCAGCAACUGUACCUCUCACUGGGUUAACCAGGUUGCCCAGAAGAUCCGCAGUGGUGAAAACGCAGCAAACCUAGCUAACGAGUUAUCAAAGCACACGAAAAGUCCCAUCUACGCAGGAGACGUCAGUUCUUCUGUGCGCCUCAUGGAGCAGCUGGUGGACAUCCUGGAUGCACAGCUGCAGGAACUCAGACCUAGUGAGAAGGACUCUGCAGGACGGAGCUUCAAUAAGCUUCAAAAACGAGAAAGGACAUGCAGGGCAUACAUGAAGGCCAUUGUGGAUACGGUAAAUAACCUCCUUCGACCAGAAGCUUUAAAGUCCUGGCAGGACAUGAACAGCACGGAGCAGACGCAUGCUGCCACCAUGUUACUGGACACCUUAGAGGAAGGCGCCUUCGUCCUCGCCGACAACCUGAUGGAGCCCACCAUCGUCAAAGUUCCUGCAGACAAUAUAAUUUUGGACGUCUACGUUCUCAGCACAGAUGGUCAGGUGCAAGAUUUUAAAUUCCCACAAUCCAACAAGGGGGGUAUCUCCAUUCAGCUUUCGGCCAAUACCGUCAAACUCAACAGUCGCAAUGGAGUUGCCAAGCUGGUGUUUGUUCUCUACAAGAACCUUGGUCAAUUCCUCAGUACAGAAAACUCCACGAUUAAGAUGGCCAAUGACGCUUACGGACGCAACGUGUCUGUCAACUCUGACAUCAUCGCUGCUUCAAUCAACAAAGAAUCUAGCCGAGUCUUCAUCAACGACCCGGUGGUUUUUACCCUGGAGCACAUAGAUAUGGAGCACUACUUCAACUCCAAUUGCUCCUUCUGGAAUUAUUCCGAGAGGAGUAUGAUGGGCCACUGGUCCACGCAAGGCUGCAAGCUGCUGGAGUCCAAUAAAACACACACGUCCUGCUCCUGCAGCCACCUAACUAACUUCGCCAUCCUCAUGGCCCACCGAAAAAUCCCGGUCAACAGAUCACAUGAGCUGCUGUUGACUAUCAUCACCCGCGUGGGCAUCGUUGUGUCGCUCAUCUGCCUAAGCAUGAGCAUCUUCACAUUUUGCUUCUUCAGAGGCCUGCAGAGCGAUCGCAACACCAUUCACAAAAACCUCUGCAUUAAUCUCUUCCUCGCAGAGUUAAUAUUCCUAAUUGGUAUCGAUAUGACAGAGCCCAGGAUUGGCUGUGCAAUCAUUGCGGGGAUCCUACAUUUCUUCUUCUUGGCUUCGUUCUCCUGGAUGUGUUUAGAGGGAGUACAGCUAUACCUCAUGCUCGUGGAAGUCUUUGAAAGUGAAUACUCACGGAAAAAGUACUACUAUGUGUCUGGGUACCUCUUUCCCGCCAUCAUAGUGGGCGUGUCGGCAGUAAUCGACUACAGAAGCUAUGGGACAGAAAAAGCGUGUUGGCUAAGUGUGGAUAAUCAUUUCAUCUGGAGUUUCAUAGGACCUGUCACCUUUAUCAUCAUGCUCAAUCUGAUCUUCCUGGUCAUCACCAUGUACAAGAUGGUGAAGCACUCAACCACCCUGAAACCAGACUCAAGUAGACUGGAGAAUAUCAAUAAUUAUCACGUUUGUGACGGCUACUAUAAUACCGAUUUGCCUGGCUAUGAAGAUAAUAAACAGUUUAUCAAAUCCUGGGUCAUGGGGGCCUUUGCUCUUCUAUUUUUGCUGGGCCUUACGUGGUCCUUCGGCCUCUUCUUCAUCAAUGAGGCCUCCAUUGUUAUGGCGUAUCUCUUCACCAUAUUUAACGCCUUCCAGGGGAUGUUUAUUUUUAUUUUCCACUGCCUCCUACAGAAAAAGGUCCGCAAGGAAUACAGCAAGUGCUUUCGUCACACAUACUGCUGUGGAAGGUUGCCAACUGAGAGCUCGCACGGCUCGGCCAAGACUUCGACUACACGGACAAGCGCACGCUACUCUUCUGGUACCCAGAGUCGAAUCAGGAGAAUGUGGAAUGACACCGUAAGAAAGCAAUCUGAGUCCUCCUUUAUCUCAGGUGACAUCAACAGCACCUCCACCCUUAACCAAGGAAUGACUGGGAAUUAUCUACUAACAAAUCCUCUUCUUCGACCACAAGGCUCUAACAACCCUUAUAACACCUUACUGGCUGAGACAGUUGUGUGUAACACCCCCACGGCACCAGUGUUUAACUCUCCAGUGACCUACAGAGAGACAAGGCACUCACUGAACAAUGUGGUGAGGGAUACAAGUGCAAUGGAUACACUACCGCUAAAUGGUAACUUUAACAACAGCUACUCACUCCGCAGUGCGGACUUUGGAGACAGUGUACAGGUGGUGGACUGCGGACUCAGUCUGGAUGACGCUGCCUUCGAGAAAAUGAUCAUCUCUGAGCUUGUUCACAAUAACCUGCGUGCCUGUAACAAAAGCCACCAACAGCAACAACAGCAGACCCCCAAUUUGCAUCACCCUUCCCACCACCACCACCAUCCGCAGCAGCAGCACCCGCCGCCAUUGCAGUACCAUCACCAUCACCACCACAAGACGGAGCAGGCUCCACCCAAGGUGACGGUGGUGGGCGGCAGCUGCGGCAAAGAUGACGCCAUCGUCGCUGAUGCUUCUUCUUUGGUGCGCAUGCGCCAAGCCGUGGGCCUCGAGCUGCAUCACCAUCAUGAGCUCGAGGCGCCACUCAUCCCUCAACGGACUCAUUCGCUUCUGUACGCCCCUGAAAAGAAGGUAAGAACCGACGGGGGAACAAACACCAUUGUGAGCCAGCUGACACCCGACAACAACGACCAGGAUAGUUUGCAAUCUCCAAACAGGGACUCCUUGUACACUAGCAUGCCGAAUUUGAGGGACUCUCCUUAUCCCGAGAGCAGUCCGGAAGUUGCGGAGGACUUGUCCCCAUCCAAGAAGAGCGAGAAUGAGGACGUUUACUACAAGAGCAUGCCUAAUUUAGGAGCUGGCAACCAGCUGCAGGCUUAUUACCAGAUAGGCAAAGGGACAAGUGAUGGUUACAUUAUUCCCAUCACUAAAGACGAUUGCAUACCAGAAGGCGACGUACGAGAAGGACAAAUGCAGCUCGUCACAAGCCUUUAAAUGUAUUGCAAUGAACACCCAAACCUCCUCCUGAACAUUUUCAGCCGUGAACAUUUGGUGGACAACUAGCGAAGGAAGUAGGUGUGUCAUUUGAACUAUCCAUCGACCACUCGUUCUCCCCAAACACGUCAUUCUUCCACUCUUUUCAGCCAUUGCUAUACUACGUUUUAAUAAAAGUGUACAUAAAAUACAGAGUCAAAUUUUCAUUUUUAGAGAUAAGCCAAUUAUGUAUUUAAAUGUGCUGCUGCUGUCAAAAAAAGUAUAAUACCAUAGGACGUAAAAAGGACAAAAAAAAAAAAAAACUGAAUUUUACUUGAUCCCUCAGAAAAGCAUUUACAAAGGUUGUACAUACACUUCCCAAGGUUUCGUGUUUUUGUUGAGGUUUUUUUUUUUCCUUUGGUCUGUUUUUGAUUGUGGACAAAAUGACACUCAUGGACAAGGACGUUGACUCAACCCUGCCCCUGACCCCCGAAAGGAAUAUAUAUGGUUCUGAUCACCCUUCAUCCCCUUGCUGUUUCGAUUGUAUGAUCACUAGCAAUCAAGCCCUGGCCUUAUAUUUUCUCAACUGUACAAUAAACUGUUGUCAAGAAUAAUGGCUAUAAAAAUAUAUAUUUUGUUGUAUGGCUGAUGUAAAAUAGAUUCUUGGCAAAACCUUAAUUAUUGAGAAAGUGUUUAACUUCAAAAUUUACCAUUUGAGAGAUUGUCUAGAGGCUAUAUACAGUAUAGUGGUUCCAACGGUUGAUUCAUUGGUAGUCAGUUUGAACAUUUAAGGCUUAUGUAAAGACAGACAAAAAAAUACAUGGAUGCUUCAUCACUUUUUCCACCUGUCAACAAUGUUUAUACUGUUAGGAUUUUAUUAUCACCCUCUCAAAUAUGUUGAUUUGAUAUUGCCAGAUUAGCAUUACUUUAUGCAUAAAUACAGUACAUAUUUUAACCGUUAUGACAAAGUGAUGGGCAGUUUGAAAAUUAAUAUUUUUUGGGGUUGUUCUGAAUCAUGAAGUACUUUCACUGCCUCUGUUUGAACAGUUUAUUUAUUAAAUCUUUUUUAAUGAAUGGGAAAUAUUUCUCAGCACUGGUAUACAUACUGUACUGUAGCUCAUGGUUUUGUGUAAACAUAAUAGAACGGGCUCUCCACUCUUAAGACUGAUGUAAAGUUCAACACAUGUUUGACAAAUACAAUAAAUGUGAGAUUUUUUUUCAAAUGUCAUGUUGCUCAUUAAUGGCGUUUUGCUACGACGGUACAUCAGAUAACUUUGACUUAUUUUGUUAUGAAUACUCAUACUAUUAUCUCGGGUUAUAAGUACCGAACACCUUGAAAGAUAAACUGGUGAAUAUGUGUCAAAUUUAUUUUCUCUAUUUUUUCCCUAUAAUGCCUCCACAGUUUGAACAGAUUGUUUCACCAAAUUUUUCAGAGAGGCCAAAUCUGUCCAUGUAAUUCAAAGAUAAGAAACUCAGGUAGGAAAACUGCAUUGUGAACAGUUCUGUGUGGUUGUAACACUAAUAAAGGUUCACUGACUCUGCUUUACAGUAUUCCAUUAAGUAUAUUCUUGAAUGAGCACCACUUUUGGCACACUGAAGCAGCACU
Corythoichthys intestinalis (scribbled pipefish) is the source of this 7014-nucleotide messenger RNA. It is a transcript of the gene adgrl2a, whose product is annotated as adhesion G protein-coupled receptor L2a. Gene Ontology annotation, biological process: cell surface receptor signaling pathway; adenylate cyclase-activating G protein-coupled receptor signaling pathway. The transcript has 27 exons. Gene Ontology annotation, cellular component: plasma membrane. Bases 777 to 5429 code for a protein of 1550 amino acids. Lineage: Eukaryota; Metazoa; Chordata; Actinopteri; Syngnathiformes; Syngnathidae. Gene Ontology annotation, molecular function: G protein-coupled receptor activity; carbohydrate binding. The record is from RefSeq and is a predicted model, not a curated record.